CGCCCCUGACCGACAUCAUGGCGACAACCAAGCGCGCACGCCGCGGCGCAGCCGAAACCUCCGAUGCCAAGGACGUGGUCAAGCCGACAGCUUCCGAGGAGAAAGUCACCGAAAGCGAUGUCGCGAUGCCCAAGGUGGUUCGUGUCUUUCUGGUGUGUGCGACGUCCAUUAUGGCCAACUAUGCGUGGCAGAACCGUGGAGUGGUGACGGACCACCUGUACAACGACAACCAGACACCGACGCAGCAGACCAUGAUCUCCGUGUUUGCCUACUUUGCACUCAUGGGUGUGAUCUUCUUGGGCGGGCUUGUCAUGAGCAAGGUUACCGUGCUGACGUCGCGCUUGUUGUGAUGGUCCACCUGCGGUCGCGUCCUUCGUCCAAAUGACAGAGCUUUUAAACUACGCAUAGAAGGGCGGUCAACAAGUGUGAUCUAGCUGGCCAGCCAUGGAGCACACAAACUGCUUGUGGCCGCCAGCUCGGCACUCCUUUCAUUUGUUGUGAGCGGCUUGAGGUUGUACGGAUAAAAACAUGUUAUCCGUAGCU
Messenger RNA from Aphanomyces invadans, 543 nucleotides. RefSeq lists its product as hypothetical. The coding region runs from base 18 to 350 and encodes 110 amino acids. The transcript is spliced from 2 exons. The record is from RefSeq and is a predicted model, not a curated record. Lineage: Eukaryota; Oomycota; Saprolegniomycetes; Saprolegniales; Verrucalvaceae.